This is a messenger RNA of Phytophthora sojae, 5045 nucleotides long. RefSeq lists its product as hypothetical. Gene Ontology annotation, molecular function: P-type transmembrane transporter activity; ATP binding; ATP hydrolysis activity. The transcript has a single exon. Bases 149 to 4207 code for a protein of 1352 amino acids. Lineage: Eukaryota; Oomycota; Peronosporomycetes; Peronosporales; Peronosporaceae. Gene Ontology annotation, cellular component: membrane. The record is from RefSeq and is a predicted model, not a curated record.
UUGUGCUGGUUGCUCACCACCCGUUGCCGUUGAAGUGUCAUAGGCGUGAAUGAAUAGUCGCGCAGUCUCACGUGGUGUGUAGCCAUUUAUAGGGAUCCCGUGGAGCUCGAACACGACACGUCCCUCCGGCCCGAAACUCCUGCCGCGCAUGGCGGGCACUGCCAAAGCCACCUCGCCGCUGCUCGAUACGCGCCCCGAGUCGUACGGAGACCAGAGCAGCAGCAGCAGCAGCGACAGCAGUAACAGUGACAGCGACAGCAUGGCGAUGGCCUCCUCCCCCGCGGACGCAGUGGACGUGGACAUGGAAGAUCUGGACCUGGCGGCUCGCGCCCCACGGGCCGGGUUCGUGACGGCCCCCGCGGCCGAGCUGGAGCGCGUGGAGCUGCUGCAGCAGGCGGAGCCCGUUCAGCAGGCCCUGUUCGGCUUCGGCUGCGUGCUGUCGGGCGGAGUGUUGGCCAUUCUGGCGUCGUGGAAGCCCAAGUGGAAGGUCAAGAUGCUGCGGAGACAAGCUCCAGAGACGAUGGACGCCACCUCGGUGCUCGUGGUGCACACGGUGUCGUGGAUGAGCGGCAAGAACAAGAAGAAGAUGAAGAGGUUCUACGAAGAGUGUGCGCUGCUGCAGCCCGUGGACAGCCCGCCGUGGUUCGAGUUCAGGAAGAGUCGCUACGUGGUGGAUGAGAGGGAGGUGCUGGGCUUCUCGAGGCUGGAGAACGCGCUCGACGAGAAGUUGGGCUCAGCACAGCGAAGAUGCCUAGAGGGCAGUGGAUGGUCCACCUCCCAGGUUGAAGGGCUCACGGGGGUGCACGGAGCUAAUGAGCUGGCGUUGAAGGCUCAGACGUGGCCGAUGGUGCUGCUGAGGAAGGUGUCGCACCCGUUUUACGUGUUUCAAUUCUUCAGUGGAGUCAUUUGGCUGAGCGAAGGCUACGAGGCGUAUGCCAUCAUUAUCCUGGCCCUCUCGGUGCUGUCGAUCGUAUGGGAAGUGCAUGAGCUCGUGACGAAUGAUAAGAAGCUGCACUCGAGGCUGGCACACGCAGAGCACAGUAUUGCUAAUGGCAUUCGAGUGAUCCGAGACUCAAGAGAGAAGCGAGUGAGCCCUGCAGAUCUGGUUGUUGGAGACGUCGUGGUGAUCGAUGAAGGGGUGAUUCCAGCGGAUAUCGCACUGCUUUCCGGGCAUUGUAUGGCAGACGAAGCGACACUAACGGGUGAAGCAAUCCCCGUCACGAAGCAAGCACUAGCAGCAACUGAUGCUGGAUUCGCUGUGAAUGCAAAGCUGAAGACCACUCAUCGUGAAAGUGUACUCUUUGCUGGUUCGACGGUGUUGGAACUAGCGCAUUCGAGCUCUACGCAGGGAAGUCGAGACGAGUCGAAGGCGUCAACACGAGGUGUGGUGCUCAGUGCAGGAUUCUCCACGUCGAAGGGGGAACUCUUCCGCAGCAUCUUGUUCCCGACACCCCUGCAGCUCGCAAAGCGUCUCGAGAGCGACAGUUAUCGCUUCAUGGGCGCUCUCUCUAUUCUGGCCCUCAUCUUGUUUCUGGUCCGUUUGAACAGGGCGGCCCAUAAUGAUGAAGUGACGUUCGGUGAAGCGAUUUUGUCUGACUUAGAUUUGAUCACGAUCGCAGUUCCGCCGGCGCUUCCUGUGGUAUUGACUGCAGGCGUUGGCUUCGCGCUUUCUCGUCUCGAAAGCCAGGCUGAUGUGGCCUGCAUCGAUGCAGCUCGUGUGAACAUAGCUGGCCACGUUGACUGCUUUUGCUUCGACAAGACUGGUACGCUUUCUAGCGAUCACCUCGACUUCCAUGGUGUGGACGAGUGCUCAGCAGCAGCUCCCGGUGCAGCACCAAGCCAGAAACAACAACCGGGUUUCCAUGGACUGCAGCGUGAGGUGGAGGUGCUAUCUCCCCCCACUAUAAUCGGUUUGGCCACAUGUCAUGGUCUGACAGAGCGCUCGGGUCAAGUCGAAGGCUAUGCUCUCGAGAAGGACAUGUUCCGUGCGACGGGCUACUCGUUGGAACCCGAGACAUCGCAAAACACAGUGGUCGCUGGCCAGUUUGCCGCACUGGUCGCCUCGCCUAUAGGGAAGUUAUUCGGCGUUGUGGCUCGCUUUCCGUUCGACGCAGCUCGUCAGAGGUCCUCGGUGGUCGUGGAGGAUAUCGACAGCGGCAACCGCUACGCUUACGUCAAGGGAUCUCCUGAAGCCAUUCGCAAGAUCUGCACGCCGAAUACUCUCCCCAGCAACUACGUCGCGCGCGCUCGUUCUUACGCACACCAAGGGUUCUACGUUGUGGCUCUGGCGACCAAGACGUUCGCUCCAGCCGCCGUGUCUCCGAAGUCCGAGGCUUCACAGCCUGUGGCUCGAGAUGCCGUGGAGAGCUCGCUCGGGUUCCUAGGCUUUAUGCUCUUUGUCAACCAAGUGAAACCCGAGGCUCCUUACGUCGUGGGCGCUUUGGAGGAAGCUGGCGUCGAUGUUCGCAUUAUCACAGGCGACGACGCACUCACGGCGAUCCACGUUUCGCGCAAGAUCAAUAUGGAUAUGCAGCCAUCGGUUCUUCUGGUCGACGCGCAACGCCAGGAUGAAAGUGACGGCAACUCUGAAUUGGUCGUGGUCUAUACUGACGUAGAUGAGUUGGCUCAGAGCACUCGUGAAGGAACUUCUGGUAGCAACUCGGAAGGCGCCUGGAUGCCAGUUGAUAGACACAGCUUCCUGUCGCUGGCUGAAGGCAGCUCGUUGGCAGUGACAGGCGCUGCAAUUGAGCGGCUUCUUGCCCGUUCGAGUGAAGAAGACGAAGCGGAUAGACCCACCGAGGAUUCAGCGAUAGCGCCUCCAACAAUGUCCCUGGUCGAUUUUGCGGAGGAGCUGGUGGGGCGAACCAAGGUGUUUGCACGUGUGAGGCCGCACCAGAAGACUUGGAUUGUGGAGACGCUCAUGACUCGCCACGGCGCUUGCGUGGCCAUGUGUGGCGACGGCGCCAAUGAUUGCGGUGCACUCAAGGCAGCCCAUGUUGGCUUAGCUCUUUCGAAGGACGAUGCAGCGCUGGUGGCUCCGUUCACGAGUCGCUCCCUCCGUGUCAGCGACGCCGUGGAGCUGUUGCGUGAAGGUCGAGGCGCACUCAGUGCAGCUUUCGUCGCCUUCAGGUACAUGGUGGUGUACGCGGUUGUACAAGUGACGCUGUCUGCAACUAUGAACAAUUUGCAUUCCCAGAUGAGCGGCAUGCAGUUCCUCUUCGAUGACUUGGUGGUGGUUUUCAUCCUGUCACUUUUGAUGGUACGAACUCCCGCGGCGCCACAACUCGGAUCAUCAGCCGUAGCUCCAUUCAACCGCAUGCCGCCGAGGACGCUGUUCGCUGCUGAGAUCCUGUUAUCCCUGCUGGGUCAGCUCGCCAUUUUCCUGGGCUGUGUCUACAUUGCACUGGCCGCAGCCGAGGCUCGACCGUGGUUCUGCUCGGCUGAGAAGGCUCUGGAGCUCACUAGAGCAGCAUCCGACGGUGGUGAGAGCGACCCGGACGUCGUGGAAGCUCCAUGUUACGUGUUCGUCCCCGGCGUGCCUGCAGACCUCACUUCGCACUCGUACGAGAACAGCGUUUUGUGGCGCUUCGGGCACCUGCAGUACUGGAUUGCUGCGGUCGCACUCAACGCCCGCGAUGCCUAUCGAGCGCCUGUGCUACGUGGGAACCGCGCGUUCGUGGCGUACGCGUUCGUUCUGCUGAUCAUUCUGCUGGUCCAGCUUCUUGGUGACAACGGGAACGUGGAGGAUAACGACACUUCGACUUCUGCGGCGGUGGCAAAGGCACUGAAGGAGCGUGGCGUGGACGUGAGCUUGGGCGCUUUGGAGCUGCCUGUGGGCUUUGCGUGGUCGCUCUUCUCUUUGUUCCUCUUCGACGCCGGCUGCGUCUUGAGCUGGGAGAUUUUGGUCGUGGGCUUGGUGCUGCCUCGCUUCCAGAUGCAACACCGAGGCAGCUUCCGGAAUCGCAAGGACACGUUCGGCGGCUGGAGGUCCUUCUUUGGCGGCAGUCGCGACGCCGACAAGCAGAGUCUGGUAUCCCCGUACGCCAACGAACGCAAUGGACUGCUGGCAGACAAAGACGACAAACCGGAAGGUGGGAAGCCAGUCAAAGUGACCAAGCAGUCUCUGCAGCCCAUCGGUGGUGCGGUAGGCAGCGACGACGACGAAGAGGAAGACGUGUUAGACGUGCAGCCACCUGAGAUCGUCUAGAAAAUCGGCAGACCACAACCUAAGACCUCUAUACUAUCUUUUUGCGUGUGCUUCUUGUGUGUGUAUUAUACCAUGCCACGACAUGGAAGCUUCGAGCUGAGGAGGUUUUUCCCUCCGCAUGGCUAGAAAACACCCACCAAAACGAUAAGCCAACGUGCACGAUUGCAAUGUUACGGGUUGAUGUCUCGCUUACCGCAAAAGCCCUCUAUCACGCCAAUUUCUGCUGGGCGCAGCAAUACACAUAACAUACUUCCUCCCCUCUAUCAUCUGUCUCCCUGGCUAACAUCGAUCUACCUACCACGCCUUCACUUGCUCGGCGAACUUCCGGCGUUCCGCGAGGUGGUUGAUGUGCGACUCCUCGAACCUGCCGACCGUGAUGUUGAACGGGCACUCCUGAGGCCGCUUGCCAAAGGCACCGGGGUAGUGCGCCCACGGCCGCGCCUUCAUAUAAUACACAGGCUCCACGUCCGGCUUGAAGUACAGGAUCCUGUCACUAUUGAGGUAGAACAGAGGCACGUUGUCGUCAGGCACGCCGUCUUGGUGGAUCGGGAACACUUGCGCCAUAUCGCCACACAGCGUCGACUUCUUGGGUCCAUAGUCCUCAACCUUGGUACCCACUGCUCCGAUCGCGUGGUCGGAGAAAGAGUACAGAGUCUCAGCCAGCUCGUUUGCGUAGAAGAAGAGCUCCUUGUCGCCAUACGAAGGAGGCGAAGCGAUAUCGUUUUGAGCGACGAAUGAAGCCAGGAUUGCCGUUGCACGAGGCUGGCGCUUCUUGUUCCACAUCACAAGCGACGAGUCCACUUGGUGUCCUGAACGAAGGUUGAACGAGUGGCUACUC